Molecule: messenger RNA, 663 nt
Organism: Rhipicephalus sanguineus (brown dog tick)
Lineage: Eukaryota; Metazoa; Arthropoda; Arachnida; Ixodida; Ixodidae
Exons: 3
Coding region: 79-663 (194 amino acids)
Source: RefSeq, a predicted model, not a curated record
ACGGUGAACGCGCGCGCGCGCCAAACUUUCGCGCUUUCUCACCUGCCGUGCGGUAGGUGCAGCGAUCUCUCCUCGACAAUGGUGAGGUCAAGUAUUCUUUGGGACCCCUACUGCCUGGCGUACCUGAGUUGGGAGGACAUAGAGGCACUCAUGCUGCGGGAGAAAGAACCGCCGCGGCGUCGGGUGUAUGCAUCGCGAGGUGGCCUACUGAACCUGGACUCAAUGUCGAGCCACUGUUUUCGACGACAGUUUCGAUUCGAAAAAGCUGACUUUCCAGUGCUCGUGCGUGCCCUGAAGAUGCCGCAGUACAUCACUAGUGCCCAAGGAGUGAGGGUAACGGCCACAGAAGCCCUAUGCAUAUGUCUCCGGAGGCUUGCCUAUCCAAACAGGCUGUGUGACCUGCAAGAAUACUUUGGACGUCACUAUUCUGUGGUGUCGAGCGUAUCGAACAAAGUACUCUACCACAUCGAAAAGAACUUCGGUUGCCUCCUGAGCAAUAUGACCAUUCACCCGUGGCUCAAACAUUCGGACUUGGAAGCUAUGAGCGAGGCUGUUCAUCGUAAAGGUGCUCCUCUGAGCAACUGCUGGGCGUUUAUCGACGGUACAGCGCGCCCCAUAUGCCGACCCUCGCAAGACCAGCGCCUCUACUUUUCCGGUCUUUGA